Messenger RNA from Rhipicephalus sanguineus (brown dog tick), 759 nucleotides. RefSeq lists its product as uncharacterized. Lineage: Eukaryota; Metazoa; Arthropoda; Arachnida; Ixodida; Ixodidae. The transcript is spliced from 3 exons. The record is from RefSeq and is a predicted model, not a curated record. Bases 1 to 519 code for a protein of 172 amino acids.
AUGAGAGACCCUCGUGCCAUUAUAUGUGUAAACCUUGGUCGCGCAGGGUUUUGCCGGUGUGGUCUCCAAAGGCAGGCCUUCCCAGAUGUGGAAACGGGUGACCCUGGCUUUGUCCCGGAGUUAAGUGCCAAGAAGCGCAACCAGAAGCUCAUGGUCCUCAUCCUUACUGUUGCCUGCAUUGUAAACCUGGCUGUCACGGGCAUUGGCAUAGCCUACCUGCGGUUGCAUUUUGCACAGGAGGACAUCCUGUCCAUUGAUGAAGUGUCACCAGACGCCAGGCGGGACAAGGAGGAAGCUUCCAGUUUGUACAGCCACAUCAAAGCCAUGAUCAAAAGAAGAGCCAGGGCACCCACAAGUACGAAGCAAACAUCAGCAACACCACGCUACAGGCCAAAGCACAGGUUAAGAACCCGGGGGACACACCGCUUCCACGUCGCAAACCUUCCAUGGUUCAGAAGUGUCACCACAAGCAUGGCGCCCAAGAUCUUCAAGGCACCUUCUGGCUACUCCCUCACAUGAACUGUUGGAUGGCUCGCCAUUGAAACUGUGUGCUGCCAAAGAUGGAUAGAUUAAGAAGUGAGCCCCAUUACAUCAAGCUUGGGCUGAAAGAAGCCAAAACAGUGCACCAUAAAGAUGUCCGCGGCCCAUCGUGUCUCAUACGUUCACAACUCCAUUGCCUCUGCAUCGACCUUAUAUGCACCCCAAGUUGUGCUACAUUAGCACUGACUUUAGCAAAGUGUCAUGAGGGCCUGCAAAAUA